This is a messenger RNA of Manis pentadactyla (Chinese pangolin), 3251 nucleotides long. It is a transcript of the gene LZTS2, whose product is annotated as leucine zipper tumor suppressor 2. NCBI's taxonomy places the organism in Eukaryota, Metazoa, Chordata, Mammalia, Pholidota, Manidae. The record is from RefSeq and is a predicted model, not a curated record. The coding region runs from base 607 to 2604 and encodes 665 amino acids. The transcript is spliced from 5 exons. Gene Ontology annotation, biological process: negative regulation of canonical Wnt signaling pathway; cell division.
UGUUGAGCUGGGGCGAAGGGCCCCGGCAGCCAGGGAUAGUGGGCAACAGCUGACCCUCGGCCUCCCGCUCUGACUCUGAGCCGGAGUGUCUUGGGGGAAGGUUUCGACUAGAGAUGUGAAGGGGGAAGGGCGGCCGCAGCGGCGCCUGGCCCUUUGUGCGUGAACAAUGACCAGCUGCCGCUAGUCCAGGGGCCCGGGUAGGCGUAGAGGGUGACCCGCCACAGCCGGGUCCUGAGCCGACCGAGUCCCCAGACACAGCCACCGGGCUUCGGAGGGAGGGAUCCUGAGUCCGCUGUCCAGCCCCUACGUGGGCCCCGCCAAACACGCGUGACGCGGGGUGCUUGCGCGUGUCCGCGCCCCGGGGGCGGGGACGCGUCUCGGACCCCUCCUCCGCACGGCGCCGCCCACUCGGUCGGGCGGGGGCCGGCCCGGGUUGGGGGCGCCGCGGAGGCGGGGCCGGGUCGGGCUGGCUGCUUCGAGUGGCCGCGCGCGGGCUGGAGCCGGGCGGCGCGCUGUGGAGUGCUGGGGGCGGCCCGGGGCUGAGCAUGGAGCAACGCGGCGGAGGUUCCCCUGGAGGCCCUUGGCCAGGCCUAAGCCUCUGUUGCCAUGGCCAUUGUGCAGACUCUGCCGGUGCCACUGGAGCCCACUCCUGAGGCCACCACUGCCCCACAAGCUCCAGCCAUGGGUAGCGUGAGCAGCCUCAUCUCAGGCCGGCCCUGCCCUGGGGGGCCGGCUCCUCCCCGCCACCAUGGCCCCUCUGGGCCCACCUUCUUCCGCCAGCAGGAUGGACUGCUGCGGGGUGGUUAUGAGGCUCAGGAGCCGCUGUGCCCAGCUGUGCCCCCAAGGAAGGCCAUCCCUGGCACCAGCUUCACAUACAUCAACGAGGACUUCCGGACAGAGUCACCCCCCAGUCCAAGCAGUGAUAUUGAGGAUGCCCGAGAGCAGCGGGCACGCAAUGCCCAUCUCCGUGGUCCCCCACCCAAGCUCAUCCCUGUCUCUGGAAAGCUGGAGAAGAACAUGGAGAAAAUCCUGAUCCGUCCAACAGCCUUCAAGCCAGUGCUGCCCAAACCUCGAGGGGCGCCAUCCCUACCUAGCUUCCCGGGUCCUCGGGCCGCCGGACUCGCUGGGAGCCAAGGCAGCUUAACACAGCUGUUUGGGGGCCCUGCCUCCUCCUCCUCUUCUUCCUCCUCCUCGGCUGCCGACAAACCCCUGACACUGAGUGGCUGGGCUAGUGGCUGCCCAUCGGGGACGCUGUCUGACUCUGGCCGAAACUCACUAUCCAGCCUGCCCACUUAUAGCACCGGGGGUGCUGAGCCAGCCACCAGCUCCCCAGGCGGGCACCUACCUUCCCAUGGCCCUGGGCGGGGGGCAUUGCCUGGGCCAGUCCGAGGGGCCCCCACUGGGCCAUCCCACUCGGACAGUGGCCGAUCUUCCUCCAGCAAGAGCACAGGCUCCAUGGGGGGCCGCAUGGCUGGGGGGCUCUUGGGCAGCGGUCCCCGGGCCUCCCCGGACAGCAGCUCCUGUGGGGACCACUCCCCGCCCCCGCCCCCGCCCCCACCUUCCGACGAAGCCCUGCUGCACUGUGUCCUGGAAGGAAAGCUCCGCGACCGUGAGGCAGAGCUGCAGCAGCUGCGGGACAGUCUGGACGAGAGUGAGGUGACCCUGUGCCAGGUGUACGAGGACCGGCAGCGGCCCUGGCAGCAGGAGCGGGAGGUGCUGCGAGGAGACGGGGCAGCCCGGGCACAGCGGGCGCAGCAGCUGCUGCAGCUGCAGGUGUUUCAGCUGCAGCAGGAGAAGCGGCAGCUGCAGGAUGACUUUGCACAGCUGCUGCAGGAACGGGAGCAGCUGGAGCGACGCUGUGCUGCCUUUGAGCGGGAGCAGCGGGAACUCGGGCCCCGGCUGGAGGAGACCAAGUGGGAGGUGUGCCAGAAGUCGGGUGAAAUCUCCCUGCUGAAGCAGCAACUGAAGGAGUCUCAGGCAGAGCUGGUGCAGAAGGGCAGUGAGCUGGUAGCCCUGAGAGUGGCACUUCGGGAGGCCCGGGCAGCGCUGCGGGUCAGUGAGGGCCGGGUGCGGGGCCUUCAGGAGGCUGCCCGAGCUCGGGAGCUGGAGCUGGAGGCCUGUUCCCAAGAGCUGCAGCGGCACUGCCAGGAAGCUGAGCGGCUACGGGAGAAAGCUGGGCAGUUGGACACCGAGGCAGCCGGCCUACGGGAACCCCCUGUGCCACCUGCCACUGCUGACCCAUUCCUCCUGGCAGAGAGUGAUGAGGCCAAGGUGCAGCGGGCAGCAGCUGGGGUCGGGGGCAGCCUGCGGGCCCAAGUGGAGAGGUUGCGGGUGGAACUCCAGCGGGAGCAGCGGAGAGGCGAGGAGCAGCGGGACAGCUUCGAGGGGGAGCGGCUAGCCUGGCAGGCAGAGAAGGAGCAGGUGAUCCGCUACCAGAAGCAGCUGCAACACAACUACAUCCAGAUGUACCGGCGCAACCGACAGCUGGAACAGGAGCUGCAGCAGCUCAGCCUGGAGCUGGAGGCCCGGGAGCUGGCCGACCUGGGCCUGGCCGAGCCGGCCCCCUGCAUCUGCCUGGAGGAGAUCACUGCCACAGAGAUCUAGGGCCCUUGGCAUCCCAGCUCUUCAGGGAGCUUGAAGAGGCAGGUCCACUGAGGGCCCCAAAGUCUGAGGGCCCCAGAGCUACUCUGCUCCUGGGGUCCAGGCCUCUGGGCCUCUGCCAAGAACUUGAGACUGCCCCAUGACUUAGAUUUGCAAGAUCAGACUCUUUGAAGCCCCGUGUUCACUGUCAACUAGAGGCUCUUACUUGACCCAUUUCACUCCCCAGCUGCUGCCAGUGCCACUGUUUGACCCCACUCACUCCAGACACUCCCCAGUGUGCCCAGCCAGGGGGUUGGGAAGAGGAAGGGGUUUCCUCAUCACAUUCUUCCCUACCCCGAAGUCAGAGAGAGCCAGACAGCACCAGCUGCUCCAGAUGUGCCUGCCCCCACCCCCUGCCCAUGUUGGGGGACAAGGCUGGGACUGGGGUCUCAUCCCCCAGUUCCAGCUCUGCAGCCUCUCUCCUGGGGUGGAGGCUGUAGUCAGACCAAAGGAAGAACUCAGAAGUGUCUUGUUUAUUUGUGUUUGUGACCAAGUGGCCCCUCCCCACAUCCAGGUUUAUGGUCUCGUUUUCACUUGUAUAUUUUUCACACUGUAAAUUUCUUGUACAAACCCAAAGAAAAAAAUUAAAUUUUCUUGUUUUUAAAAAAAGG